AUGGCGUUCACAAGUCCCGUGCCAGAGGAGGCAAGGCCUGUUUGGAGCAAGGAAGAUGCGGGCAUCGCUGAGCUCAUGUUCGCGAAGGAGGAGGCCAGAGAUCGUGUGGGAAGGUAUGCAAAGCUGCACUUCCGCUGGACGGUCUUCAUGAAGCUCAUCGGCCUAGUUGCGCUGAUGUCGCUGUUUUCCGUGCAGUGGAUCUCGGAAACUCGCUCCGAGGCAUUGCUCAGAGUCACUGAGCUGUCGUCUCUUGGAAAGGACGUCCUAUUACAGGAUCUCAUCUUGACAUCUUCUGCCCGAAUGCUGGCACUGUCAGGAGACUUGCGCUGGCGUGAUGAGUACUUCCUGAACGUGCAGCCUCUGUUGAGCAUCAUGUCCACCAUCGAGCGACGAGCGCCUGACAUUGCCAAAGAGUUCAUGCGUACGACAGCGGUGGCGAACGAACGGCUAGCGGCUCUGGAAAGGAAGGCCAUCGAGCUGUCCAAAACCAACACCACCCUUGCUGCGGCCGUGAUCUUCAGCAGCGCCUACGAGACCGACAAAGCGCUUCUGCUCCAAGGCGUCGAGUCCAUGAACCGAAUGAUCCUAGAGACGCGUAGCGGCUACCAGCAGGUGCAGUCCUGGUGGAGCAUCUUCAGCCUCUCCUUGGUGAUCGUUGCCUUAGUCAGCAAAUGUAUUAUGAUUGUGCCCAUGCGGCAUCUGGAUCGAAGCCUUCAGAAGCUCAGCAAGGAAGCGGAUGAUGCACAAGCGGUGUAUGGCCAGCAGGUGCGGCAGCGCUUGCUGAAGAGAGCCGAAGAUGUCGUGGUCACGGUACAAGGGCCGUGCUCUAAGCCGACCUUGAGACGUCCUUUCAAGUCCGGAGAUCCGUGGCUCAAAGGCCCGACGACCCUGAAGCAAAGGCUCUCCUACCUUGCGGCGUGCGCACAGCUCUCGGCACUCACCGGCUUCGCCAUCCCCGCGGCUCUUACCUUGGUGUCUCUUUAUAAGGCACAGCUCGCAGACCCCUUGCAGCAGCUCAUUUGGCAUGCCAAGGACACGGCAUUUUAUGAUGUGGCCUUGACCUCCAGCGCACGCAUCUGUGCCCUGUCGCUGGAUGAGAGCUGGGCCGAGAAGUACGAUGAGUUCAUCGCCCCGAUGGAUUCAGCUUUGGAAGGUCUGGCCAUUGCCUCCCCAGAAUUGAGCUCGGAGUUUGCUGCGAGGACAUCAGCUGCGAACGAUGCCUUGAUUGACAUGGAGACAGUUGCACUGGAAGCAUGCACCUCUGGCUCAUCUUAUGGUAGCAUCGUAUUGUCGAGCACGGACUAUGAGGGCAACAAGACGCUCCUUACAGCUGGGAUCAACAACAUCACCCAGGCCGUCUCCCAAAUGCGGGACUCCUUCGAGGAUGAUGAGAGACUUUACCGCGUGGUCCAGCGCAUUUUGAUGAUGGUCAGCACUUUUCUGAUCGUCACCGCCGACCUGUGCGCCGUAGUAGUGGCAGCUUGGAUGGAGGCUUUGUCCUCGAGGGAUGAUGCAGAGGUUGAUGAGUCAGCAGAGCACGGAUUCUUGGCAGACGCCAUGGGCCUCGCCGUGCUGAACCUUGCCUCUGCCAAAGCCACGAAACUUCAGCUCUGA
Messenger RNA from Symbiodinium sp. CCMP2456, 1614 nucleotides. NCBI's taxonomy places the organism in Eukaryota, Dinophyceae, Suessiales, Symbiodiniaceae. The record is from the annotation of a GenBank genome assembly.